Molecule: messenger RNA, 1288 nt
Organism: Protopterus annectens (West African lungfish)
Lineage: Eukaryota; Metazoa; Chordata; Ceratodontiformes; Protopteridae
Product: lectin-like
Exons: 6
Coding region: 58-633 (191 amino acids)
Biological process (GO): immune response
Molecular function (GO): signaling receptor activity
Source: RefSeq, a predicted model, not a curated record
GAUGCAACACUUCCCUAAAGGCACUCCUUAAAAUCCCUUCAAAAAAGGGAAUCAAGCAUGGGUUUCAGCAACAGACACACACACAGUGCUACUACAGAUUGUGGGAUACAGCUGAGAGUCAACAUGAAUUGUGUGCUUCUCCUUCUACCACUCCUAGCUGUUGCAUGCUGUCAUUCUACAGAUUUAGAAACAAAACCCCUUUUAAAUGAAACUGAGACUUUUGGAAAUGACCACGACAUGGGGUCCACAGUGACCUACAGAGGACGGAGAUACCGAUUUGUGACCACACCAAUGACCUUUGUCAAUGCAGAGCUUUACUGUCAAAGACUUGGACGUCGAGGCCAUCUGACAUCCAUCCAUUCAUACUGCAUUAACCAGCUGCUAUUUAAUCUUGUAAGGAGGUGCAGCCAUAACGUAGCAUCUGCUUGGAUUGGAGGCCUACAAUUUUUGAAGUCCAAACACUAUAUAUGGCUUGAUGGAUCACGGUGGGAUUUUGCCAGAUGGGCACCAGGAGAACCUAACAAUGAGUAUGGUAGAGAAGAAUGUGCAGAAAUGUAUAUAACUAAAAAACAACAAAGCUACUGGAAUGAUAUCCCCUGCUCACUUUCCAGAUCAUUCAUCUGCGAAUACUGACCUGCUGUGGAGCUUUUCAGAAAUUUUUCAAUAUGUCAUUUUAAUCCCAGACUCAUAAUAGAAUGGAAUUAUUCUGGAUGAUGGAAUUUAAAUGCCUUUCUUAAUUUCUAUUUUUGUUUUUAUAUAGCUGAAUAGAUAGAUAUAGAUAUAGAUAUAGAUAUAGAUAUAGAUAUAGAUUUUUGUGUGGGAGCAAGCCCCCCCUUCACAGCCUUACUUUUAUUACCAUUCAUAAGUGCAACAACCCUGGAGAAGGUAAAUAAUCUCAGGGAAGAUGUGUUUUCCUUCUUCCCUAAAGUUAUGCAGCUUAGGAAUGGUAAUAUUUAAGUAAUGAGGGCUGCAGGAGGACUUGCCAUCCCUCGUGAAAAAUCCCAUAUAUAUUUUCAUAUCCUUGUAAUGACCAUGCAUUAAAAAUGCCAAUUAAAUGUGCUCAUUUUGGUACUGUAUUAUUAGGAAGUAGGAGUAUUAUGUAUAAUUAUUUUUUUUCUUCUGAAACUGUACAAUCCAGCCACAAGUCUGUGGUACACUUAAUACAGUCAGCCUUACAUUGGUAUUUACAUCCAGGGCUUUAUGCUUGCUGAAAUAUGGCACUGCAUGCUUCUUUCUGUUUGCUUUAGAACUACUAAUUACAAUGAAAUAAAAUAUUGUAUGAACAUCA